Molecule: messenger RNA, 2103 nt
Organism: Colossoma macropomum (tambaqui)
Lineage: Eukaryota; Metazoa; Chordata; Actinopteri; Characiformes; Serrasalmidae
Gene: orc4
Product: origin recognition complex, subunit 4
Exons: 14
Coding region: 162-1466 (434 amino acids)
Biological process (GO): DNA replication; DNA replication initiation
Cellular component (GO): nucleus; nuclear origin of replication recognition complex
Molecular function (GO): ATP hydrolysis activity; DNA replication origin binding
Source: RefSeq, a predicted model, not a curated record
GUACUGCGUCGCCGUUUCCGUUUGCUCUUUGCAGAAGGGGCGCGAAAUCGUUUGUCUGUUUAACCGGACCGGAUUUUUGUUUUCGUCAAUUUGUGAUUAACAGCGGCCAAAAGUUUCGCAGUGCGGUGCCUGAGCUCUCCGUCACUUUCGUCUCCAGCGUCAUGAGUAAGCGCAGGUCCAGGGAAGCCCACCUGGCUGUUGGUGAAUGUGUAUCACAGGUCCAGAGAAUAUUGAGGGAGCGCUUUUGUCACCAGCGGCUUCCAGAUAGACCAGUGGGCCUGGAAUCACAGUACAAGCACCUGCUGGAGCUGUUGAGGAGAACAGCAGUUCAUGGCGAAAGUAACUCAGUUCUCAUUGUGGGCCCACGUGGAGCCGGAAAAACCAUGCUGCUUCGCUGUGCUCUAAGGGAGCUGCUGGAGCUGCAGGAGGUGAAGCAGAAUGUUCUCCAGGUUCACCUGAGCGGUCUGCUGCAGACGGAUGACCGUAUCGCUCUGAAAGAAAUUACUCGGCAGCUCCACCUGGAGAACGUCGUAGGAGACAAAGUCUUUGGCAGCUUUGCAGAGAACUUGGUAUUUCUGUUGGAGGCUCUUAAGAAGGGUGAUAAGAGUAGUAGUCGUCCGGUGUUCUUCAUUCUGGAAGAGUUUGAUCUGUUUGCGCAUCAUAAGAACCAGACCCUCCUGUAUAACCUGCUUGAUGUGUCUCAGUCAGCUCAGGCUCCUGUGGCUGUGGUGGGCCUCACCUGCAGGCUGGAUGUGCUGGAGCUGUUAGAAAAGCGAGUGAAGUCACGGUUUUCCCACAGACAGAUUCACCUGUUGAGCUCGAUGAGCUUCCGACAGUAUCAGGACGCGUUUCGCUCUGAGCUCACCUUGCCAGAUGAUUUCCCCGACAGCAAGUUCUCUCAGGAGUGGAACCUCAGUGUCUCGAAACUGUGUGAAGAAAAGUCGGUGGAAGAGAUUUUACAGAAACAUUUUAACUCCAGUAAAGAUUUUCGCUCCCUGCAUUUACUGCUGCUGCUGGCAUUGACUCGUGUGUCCGUGUCGAACCCGACUCUGAGAGCUGUAGACAUACUGGAGGCCAGUCGAAUGAGCUCUGCUGACUCAAAAGCCAACAUUCUCCAUGGUCUGUCCGUCCUGGAGUUAUGUUUGAUAAUCGCUAUGAAACAUCUGAAUGAUAUCUACGAGGGAGAACCCUUUAACUUCCAGAUGGUUCACAACGAGUUUAAGAAAUUUAUUCAGAGGAAGUCUCACUCCAUCCAUAAUUUUGAGAAGCCAGUGGUGAUUAAGGCGUUUGAGCACUUGCUGCAGCUGGAGCUGAUCCGGCCGGUGGACGGCGGGGUGUGUAAGGUGCAGAGAGAGUACCAGCUGAUGCGGCUGAUGCUGGAUCACACGCAAGUAAUGGAGGCUCUGCAGAGAUACCCACAAUGCCCCACUGAUGUCAAACAGUGGGCCGUUUCUGCCUUUGGGUGAUUUCUUACAACUCCAGUUCAGUUUAAACAUUGUAUUUAAACUUCAUUCGUUUUUGUAAAUGAUGUAAAGAUCUGUAUUGGUAGGUUUUCUCAUGCAGGUUGUAGAUCUCUGAAGUUGUGCAUCAUGCCCAUAUUAGGAAGUCGUAGCAGGUUUUCUCUAUGGGAAAAUUGAAUGGCAUUUUCGAGAAUCGGCACUAUCGCGUCCUGUGGUGAACAGAAAUAUUCAAAACCCAAUACGUUUUGUGCUACAUACAUUUUUCCCUCUGGGUGUCACUGGAUCAAGGUGUUCAGCAGUCAACAAAUGAAUAAUGCUAGAAGCUGGCUUAUGCCUGUGCACUGAAAUGUUAUGUAAAAGUAAGUCUACUAUUAAAACUGAAUUUCAUUGAUUUUUCCAAUAUUCUGUAUAGUUUAAUCAUUAAGAUGUAAAUAAGUUAUUCAGAGUGGUUUGGUGUGUAAUGCUCUGUUCUAGAGAAACCUACAGAGUUUGGAUUGUUCACAGUGGUGGUGGGAGAACCCAGAUGUCAGAAGCAUUUGACGCCUCCAAAAGCUCCCUCUCUGAAAGUUACACAAAAUAUUUAUAAAUACAUUCUUUUACGAUAGUUUUAAAAUUUUGAGACUAAAAUGUUUUUUUUAAUACA